AUGGACACCUAUACCUUUGCCACUUCACGUCAGAUCAACUUUCCCGUAUGUGUUAGAAUUAACAGCCUCGAGGGCAGACAGAACUCGGUACCAAGCUCAGUCUUGUUGAAGCAUCCAGAGAUCCGGCAUAUCGGGUCUAUACAAAGUCCGACUUCAGAACUGUACGUGACAGCUCAACUAUGGGCCGAAUCCAAGCCGCUGGGGGUGUCGAUGCAGACGCCUCACGUUUUCUUCAAGAAUGGCAGGGUUUGGAACAAGUGGUUGGAACUUCCCGUCCUCGUCAAAGACUGCCCGAUGUCAUCACAGAUCGCCAUCACGAUAUGGGAUAUAUCGCCUUGCCCCGAAGACGGUAGCAUCAAUCACACUGUCCCGUUCGGUGGCACCACAAUCGCAUUGUUCGACAAAGACGGCGCUCUCAGAAAGGGCCGGCAGAAGUGCAAAGUAUACCGCCAAAGGGCAGCUGAUGGUCAGAUGCCCUCGUCAACCCCACAUGUUCCGAGACCAAAAAGACGAAAGCGUAAUCAGCUACCGUCACCUCCGAUCCCAGAAGAAGAGGAGCUAGAAAGAUUAGAGCUUCUCUUCAAAAAGCAUGAAAUGAAUGAGAUUCCACAGAACGAUUGGCUGGACCAACUUGUCUUCCAAGCGGUGGGAAAGAAGGCUCGGGAGGUGGAUGAGGCUGCGAGGAAAAGGGCUGCCUUGGCUAAGGCUGCCAGACUUGAAGCCAUCAAUUCGAAGCACAAAACACUCAAAACAGGAACAUUAAAUGCUGAUGACGACUCUGACGAUGAUUUGAUUGAUGAGCUUGAGGAUGAGGAAUUAUUCACCAUAUAUGUUGACUUUCCCCGAUGGGAUUUUCCGGUCGUCUUUGAAGACCAUGAUUACGAACCUCCACGAAUGAUGCAAGAAUUCCAACAUGCAGCUGAGACCCAAGGGAAAGCAGCGCCAGAAGUUCGCUACGGGCCUGGCAUAUCCGGAUUUGGCACCGUCGUUGAUGACGAGGAGUAUCCGGUGAUGCAGAUAUUUGAUCCUGAUCAAUUUCACAAAGACAACCCUUGCGAGAGCAAGCAUCGUCGCUUGGUGCGAAGCAAUCGUAAUGCUUACUCAGACAGUGACCAGAAACCCAACGCCAAAGUGCGAGAUCAUCUGAAUGAAAUCCUCAAUUACGGCCCCACGCAAGAGCUGACACCGCCGGAAAAGGAUGUGCUGUGGACUUUCCGUCGUCACUUGAGUCGCGAUAAGCGCGCUCUGACGAAGGUGGUCAAGGCUACCGACUGGAAUGCACCCAACGAAGCGCGGCAAAUGGCCGAACUGAUUCCAAAAUGGGCUCGAAUCGAUGUCGACUCGGCACUGGAGCUACUGGGCCCUACCUAUGACAGUCCAUUUGUCCGAGCUUAUGCUGUCGACAGACUGCGGCAGGCCAACGACGCUGGACUUCUCCUCUAUCUCCUUCAACUGGUCCAAGCUCUAAAGUUCGAGAAGUAUGGUAAUGAAGAAGAGGGAUUACCACCAACGUCACUAGCCAAGUUCCUGAUCGAUCGUGCUGCGAAUAACUUUACUUUGGGAAACUAUUUGCAUUGGUUCCUUAUGGUGGAGAUUGAUGAUCAAGGCCCAGACACGAACGCGGCGAAUCGAAAGCUAUUUGCAAGGGUGGAAUAUUACUUCAUGAUCGAGCUGGAGAAGAAAGACCCAGAACAGCGCAAAGUCCUGCUUCGACAAGGCGAAUUGAUUGCCGUCCUAACUAGGGUUGGCAAGGAGAUUCGUUCCAGUCGAGACAGCCGGCCGUACAAGAUUGAAAGGCUCAAAAAAUACCUUGCAGAUCCGAAAAACGAGCUGAUCAAGAUCGAUCCGCCGUUGCCUCUUCCAUUUGACCCCGAGAUCCACGUUAGCGGAAUCUUUCCAGAGGAAGCCAACGUGUUCAAAUCUUCGUUGUCCCCAUUGCUGCUGAAAUUCAAAAUCGCCAGUGUGGGAGAUGGUGCCAGUACUUCUAUACAAUCUCGCUCACAGUCUGCGGGUCAAUACUCGAUCAUUUUCAAGACAGGAGAUGAUCUGAGACAAGAUCAGCUGGUGGUCCAAAUCAUCACGCUGAUGAACGAUUUGCUUCUCAAGGAAAACCUCGAUCUCAAGCUGACACCAUACAGAAUCCUUGCCACGUCACCUCUCGCUGGGGCAGUGCAGUUUAUUCCAUCGACUGCCAUCUCAGUGAUUUCGGCCAAGUACAAAGGCUCUGUUUUGGCAUAUCUUCGAGCAAACAACCCUGAUUCGUCAGGACCUCUUGGAGUCCGGAAAGAAGCGAUGGACACAUACAUUAGAUCUUGCGCAGGCUACUGCGUAAUCACCUACAUUCUAGGAGUUGGUGACCGUCACCUGGACAAUCUCCUAUUGCAACCGUCUGGCCAGUUCUUCCACAUUGAUUUUGGAUUCAUCCUUGGUCGAGAUCCCAAGCCAUUUGCGCCUCUGAUCAAAUUGUGCAAAGAAAUGGUGGAAGGGCUUGGUGGAGCGGGAUCUCCGCAGUAUGCGCAGUUCAAGCAAUACUGUUUCACGGCCUUUGCAGCACUACGGAAGUCGAGCUCGUUGGUGUUGAAUCUCUUCAGCCUCAUGGUGCAGAGCUCCAUCCAAGACGUAAGAUUAGUGGAGGAGCAAAUGGGAGUUAGUGGAGGAGUUGUUGCCAAAGUCCAGGAGCGAUUCCAUUUGGACCUCACUGAAGAAGAGGCAGUCAAGGUGUUGGAUCAAGUAUUGGCUGACAGUGUCAAUGCUGUCUUUGGUGUGAUCAUAGACAAGGUCCACGAAUUUGUGCAAGGGUGGCGAGCAUAAUCCCCAUGACAGGAUAUUGUUCAAGUCUCACCCAUGGUGACAAACU
This is a messenger RNA of Exophiala mesophila, 2857 nucleotides long. RefSeq lists its product as uncharacterized. Gene Ontology annotation, biological process: phosphatidylinositol-3-phosphate biosynthetic process; endocytosis; autophagosome assembly. Bases 1 to 2811 code for a protein of 936 amino acids. Lineage: Eukaryota; Fungi; Ascomycota; Eurotiomycetes; Chaetothyriales; Herpotrichiellaceae. Gene Ontology annotation, molecular function: 1-phosphatidylinositol-3-kinase activity. Gene Ontology annotation, cellular component: cytoplasm; phosphatidylinositol 3-kinase complex, class III, type I; phagophore assembly site. The record is from RefSeq and is a predicted model, not a curated record. The transcript is spliced from 2 exons.